Molecule: messenger RNA, 3678 nt
Organism: Pungitius pungitius (ninespine stickleback)
Lineage: Eukaryota; Metazoa; Chordata; Actinopteri; Perciformes; Gasterosteidae
Gene: rps6kb1a
Product: ribosomal protein S6 kinase b, polypeptide 1a
Exons: 15
Coding region: 191-1693 (500 amino acids)
Biological process (GO): peptidyl-serine phosphorylation; signal transduction
Molecular function (GO): ATP binding; protein serine/threonine kinase activity
Source: RefSeq, a predicted model, not a curated record
GCCGGAGCCGAGUAGUGCCGGUGACCGACACUAGAGGCUUCCCCUGAUGCCCGGUGCCUGUCUUGUUGUGGUUAGCUGGGUGCUAGCCCAUGCCGUCUGCCGUAGCCGGUUCUUUCGGGGAUGGCUGUCCCAUGAGGUCGGGGAGCGGACCAUUGUUGCCUGACUAAGCACCGAGUGAAGUUUCGUGGCCAUGGCGGGUGUUUUCGACAUUGAUUUGGAUCAACCGGAUGAGAAUGUCUCUGACGACGACCUCGAGGACGGGGGCCAGCCUAGUGAAUACAUGGACCAGUGCAGUGGCUUUGACUUUAACAUGGAUGACUGUGAGAAGUUUGAAAUUUCAGAAAACAGCGUCAACCAGGGAACAGAGCCGAUCAGACCUGAAUGCUUUGAGCUGCUGAAGGUUUUGGGGAAAGGUGGCUAUGGGAAGGUGUUUCAAGUUCGGAAGGUUUCUGGUUCCACCUCUGGGAAGAUAUUCGCAAUGAAAGUUUUGAAGAAAGCCAUGAUUGUGCGUAAUGCGAAGGACACGGCUCACACUAAAGCUGAAAGGAACAUUCUAGAGGAGGUGAAGCAUCCUUUCAUUGUGGACCUCAUCUAUGCCUUCCAGACCGGGGGAAAGUUGUACCUCAUCCUGGAGUACCUGAGUGGUGGGGAGCUGUUUAUGCAACUGGAAAGAGAGGGCAUCUUCAUGGAGGACACAGCAUGUUUCUACUUGGCUGAGAUCUCUAUGGCACUUGGUCACCUGCACCAGAAAGGCAUCAUCUAUAGAGACCUAAAGCCCGAGAACAUCAUGCUCAACAACAAUGGACAUGUAAAGCUGACCGACUUUGGUCUCUGCAAAGAGUCCAUCCACGACGGAACGGUGACCCACACCUUCUGUGGCACUAUUGAAUACAUGGCUCCAGAGAUCCUGAUGAGGAGUGGACACAACCGAGCUGUUGACUGGUGGAGUUUGGGAGCUCUUAUGUAUGACAUGCUGACAGGAGCACCCCCGUUCACCGGUGAAAACCGAAAGAAGACAAUUGAUAAAAUCUUGAAAUGCAAACUCAGCCUUCCGCCUUACCUAACCCAAGAAGCCAGGGACCUCCUGAAAAAGCUGCUGAAACGAAAUGCCUCGUUGCGACUUGGUGGCGGACCAGGAGAUGCUGCCGAGGUCCAGGCCCACCCAUUCUUCCGUCACAUCAAUUGGGAUGACCUCCUCGCUCGCAAAGUAGAGCCUCCAUUCAAGCCAUAUCUGCAAUCGGCUGAUGACGUCAGCCAGUUUGACUCCAAGUUCACCAGCCAGACUCCAGUGGACAGCCCUGACGACUCCACGCUCAGUGAGAGUGCCAAUCAAGCCUUCCUGGGUUUCACAUAUGUAGCCCCGUCUGUGCUGGAAAACGUCAAAGAGAAGUUCUCUCUUGAGCCAAAGGUGCGCUCACCUCGGAAGUUCCCAGGAAGCCCAAGAACACCUGUGAGUCCGUUGAAGUUUGUCGCUGGGGACUGCUGGCUCCGGGGACCCCCGGCGGCGGGGCGCACUGCAGAGCAGCCCAUGGAGGUGUCUGCAGUGGAGACAAUGGAUACGAGUGGCAGUGGCUCUGAGGCCUCUGCGCCGCUUCCCAUCAGGCACCCGAAAGGCAUCAAUGCGGCACACUCCAAAAAGCAGACCUACCCCAUGAACUCCAAGCGGCCAGAACACCUACGGAUGAACCUAUGACGCUUGGCUCUUCGGCGAACAUUAGGACUCUUCUAGUUCCUCGUCUUCCUUUUUUUGCUUUCAGAGAGACUCGUAGAACAUGUUUUCCAAUAGACUGACGCUGUCAGUGCCGAUCACCAGCUCUUCCAGCAGCGCCUUGCCACCCCGACGCAGAUAAUCAGCCGUACAGAAGAUGGGAGAGUCGGGGGAAGUUGGGUGAGCAAGGUGGCUCUUCAACGAGAGUUGGCUUCCUAGUUGUAGGCUUGGUAACGACAGCGUGGUCUACUCUACUGACUAAUAUGGUGCUCUUUGAUCCUCAAGUCUGCUGAAUGUUAAUUCUGGUGUUAAUGACUCAUUGCCUCAUUUGGUAACGGGGCUUUUGUGAGAACUCACAGGGUUGGCUGUGAGUAGAUACAUUUAUUAGAAAACAAUUCCACAAUGACCACAGUAUUCCUUUCAUGUUUGAGGAGAACAUGUUGCCUUUCGUCACUGGAGUGUGUGGCCAGUAGCAGGAGGAGCACGAAUACAAAAAAAAAGACAGAGGUGAGCUUUCAGCUUCCACCACAAUCAGUACCAAUGGCUGGCUGCUUCACUCUGUCUGACUGAGUGCGUUCUGUCGGAGGCGUUGUUCUUUCUCUUUCUGUUGAAUGUAAGCCGACUGUAUGCAUUGUUUUUGUGUGAAUCUCCUGCUCUGCGUUGCUCUAAUCACCCCUGUAGCAAUAGUUUGAACUCCCCUUCUCAUGCAAUCUCCCCGACCAUGUCAUGUCAACAAGUCGACCCGAAAUCUGCACAUUCAUUUCACUGAAAUGCAUUGAUUCAGGCCGUGUCUUUGUGCUUUGUGUACCCCUUCCAUGCAUUUGCAGUAACUGGGCCCAUGUGUUAGAGGCUGAGCCCUGAUUGGGAUGAGAUGUAUGACCAGUUUGUGUGAUGUGCAGCUACUAUCUAAGCCUCUGGAGUCAAGCCAUUGAAAUCUGCAAUCCCUAAUACUGACCGCGCUGUCACAUGCAGAUUCCCUCAAUGACAACUGAAAGUUAAGUUUCAGUUUGAAAGGCUCACUGGUGUUUCCUGUUAUCCAAACAUUUGGUGUUUAAGGAAUUGAAAAAUACUGUUUCAAUGACCAAAUGCUUUCUCUUUUGCUGGUGAGCAAAACAUCCCUGGACAACAAGUGUGUUGCUGCUUGGAUACAAGACCUACAAGGUUCAAAGGUCACACACAUUAGGUUUUCCACGCUGAUGCUGUUUGAGGUUAUUUGAUGAGUAGCUCAGACAAAGGUUUCUAAAUGGACCUGUGUCUGUCUGAGCCAAGUCGCUUUCUUCCACCAUUCCGGUACAAAUAUGUUUAUGAUCAAUCACUAGUUUUUUACCUCACCUAACGUUUGGUUCAUUUGUUACAAUAUUUAUUUGAUGUGCCAAUGUGUUUCCACUGUAUUGUUCACACUAUGCAAACAAUGUAUUUAUGAUGUAGUUAUUUAGGUCAGGCAGCAGAAUGGGUAAUCAUUUGUCUUCUGACAAGACUUGUUAUGCCAUAAUGGUAAUAAGCAUGUACAGUACAAUUUUAUUUUCACAGAACAUGUCUUACAGCAUUCUCGGAUGAAUUCCAAAAUUGAGUUACUUUAUUGACCUACAGUAUUUAUUCAGUCUUAGUAUCAAAAUGAAGGGAGACUUUCAAAAAGACAUUCAAUUAUCUUAAACCUUGCUGAAAACUUGAACAAUUUAGUUUUGCAGUCAAACUUAUGCAAAACCCAACAAUGUCCAUUUGUUUGCUUCACAUGUGAUCCAAGCAGGAUCACGUGUUCGUGUGCGUGUGCAGGUACUUUUGAGUAUCUGCCACACUGAGUGAGUUGUUUGAGAAGCUUCCUUCAGGUAUGAAACACUUUGUGACUACAGUGGGUGUUUAAUAACAUUAUCCCUGUUGCUUGUUACCUCUAGAUAUGACCCUCAAAAUGGAAAUGUUAAUAUGCAUCACGUAUAUGAUGAAGUUCAAAUAAAUGAUCAGCGGCAAUGUAA